Molecule: messenger RNA, 13554 nt
Organism: Paramuricea clavata
Lineage: Eukaryota; Metazoa; Cnidaria; Anthozoa; Malacalcyonacea; Plexauridae
Source: the annotation of a GenBank genome assembly
UACGUUAACAUGCAUGCACGCCACGCGCACCAUCGGUACCAAAAUUCUCCGGCGAUGUCUUGCAAGUAAUUCGCCGGCGAUUCCCUCGUUGAUUGCGAUUAAAAAAUAGACUUUGGUGUGGCCAUCAGCAUGAGAGUCAAAAGGGACAGGGAGGCCGUGUUCACCAAUUUGUCGAGGCCUGUGGUUGCCUCUCGCCGGCCUUGACUGGAAAGUUUGGGAAUGGCACACCAAAGAUAAUUUCAAAAAAAUUGUUUGCCUGAUACUGUAUCUCAGUUGUGCAAUAUAAACUAUUUUCAUGUGACACUUCAGCACUUGUACAUUAGGGUCAUUGAACAAUUCUAGAAGCUCAUUAAAUGAGCCAAUCAGCCUGGAAUUACUUAUAUGUCAUUGACACCAACCUGUCAUAAAAUUGCUCUUAAAAGAUGAGGUCAAGAAACAUUAAAGUUCAAGUUAAGAUCUGAUCCAAGAAAGUUAUAUACUUCCAACAAGUCGACUCGCACUAGCUGUAACUCACUGUAACUUUGACAUGUGCGAUCGAGCAAAUAAACGGGUGAGCUUGAACUAAAAAAUGAAUGGGUCAGAGUUGACUUGUAUAGUGCUUGCAAGAAACUUCAUCUCUUUGGCAUGAAAAAUUACAUGACAGUACUAAUUCAAAAAUGUUUAAAAUUCCGCAAAAAUAUUUUUGUGCGUUCGAUUCCCACUGUGGUCAGGCAAACUUUUCAGCUUGCCCGGUGAAGGUCGGCGAGAGGCAACCACGGGCCACAGGACAAAUUGGUGAACAUGGCUCCCCUCCCCUCUCGCCGGCCUUGUACCCGGUGUGAAUGCACACUCAGAGUAACACCACAAAUAUUCCUCAAAAAUGUUUAAAAUUUCCUGACAAUGUUCCCUCACAGCUGUUUCAAUUACGAAUACAACACAUAAGAAACACAGAAAAGCCAUCAAUCAUAAUGCAUGGCCAAUUCUUAAAAUAAUCUGUUUGGCUAAUCUGCUUGGUGCGCUGCAAGAGUGACAAGUCGACAUGGCAAAACCGCCCAUCACUAAAAUCCUCACUUUCAGAAAUUUGAUCUCAACUUCACAGAUAAAUGAUAGGAGUCGACUUGUAGCAAGUCUACAAGAGCUUAGCAGUAACACAAACUACAAUUAAUCCUGAUAAUGAGGUGACAAUGCAAGCCAGCUGUGCUCUGUACAACAUCUCCUAUAAAAUUUCACAAGCUCCCCCCACCACCCACCCCCCACCCCCCUUGGCAAACUGUGUAUUUGAAUUGAAAGUCUGUACACAUAUUUAGCUGCAGGUACUCAAUUUACAUAUACGUUUUUUAUAAGUACUUAAUUUUAAGCCAUAGCCCAUAUGUCUCAAAAGCAGCUGUAUUUUUUUUCUUAUCUAAAAUUGAACGAGCCUACGAAUUAGCAUGAGAAAAAGCGUUUUAAAAAUUAACUGUAAGAUCUUGAAAAUAUACAAAAUUAUUCAAGUGACCCAUAUAUAUGUAUAUACUGUAUAUAUACAGGUAUAUAUAUGUAUCCAAUACAAACAGCAUUUUAAUAUAUGCUUCAGUAAUUUGAAAAAUAUGUUACUACGCUUACAGUAAAAUAUUUAUACCAGAAAAUAUUUAAACAACUUGAUCCUCGAGUGAUUUCUAAAAACCCUUAGAAAUCUGUUAUCAAAAGUAUAAUGACGAGCUAAGAAAUAAUUAAGAGAUGACGAGUUAUCAAAUUCGUUUAUCAAGUUUCAAAGGACCGGUAAAAGCGCCGGAAAGAGUCGUCUGAUGUUUUUCAGUAGAGAAGUGACGCUUAGUCAUGGCAAGUUAUAUCGGGCCAAGAACUCGCUAGCCAAACAAACAUUAAAGGUCUGACCUCAAAAAAUUCAAAAUACUCACAUUUUUGGCAAUUUUUUCUCUCUCUUCCCCAGCAAUAUUUAUGACCGGAUGACCCGUGACCACUCGGCGUAUGGCAAGAUUCCGAACACUUCGCAAAACAGUCCUUUGAAUUUCCGUUCAUAGCUAAUUUCUUCGCCGCUCCAUUGUGGACCAUCAACGACUCCCAACGCACACGAUCCAAAUAGCAUAACUUUGGAUUAAAUUCAAUCUUAACUCCCCCUUGUUUGAUUACAGUCAAGGAGUUUAACCCUAUAUUCUGAAGCCCUUCGUUUUGGUAAAUGACUAAAGCGUAUCCUUGAAAUAAGCUCUCGGCACGGCCAUGUAUUACAGCUAAAUUUGGUAAAAUAUCGCUUAGGCUCGUACCAUCCAUCAAAAAUGUCACAAUUAAGUGUCCUGUAAUUUCUCGAAGGUGUGGAAACCGCAAUUCCUUUCGCAAAUGUUCAUUUCGUUUACUAAACGAUAUUCCCUUCAGAUGCAAGCUUCCAAACACACUUGUACAAUUUCGUAAUUUGUCACAACCCAAACACCCAACGGAUCCUGAUCUAUCGUUUUUCUUUGAAUCAACUCUUGUUCCUACGGUUAUCACUUUGUCACGACACUCUGUUUAAUAGAAAAUACAUGGCAUAAGUCCCCUUACAUUAGACAUUUAAAAUUACGAGUGAAUAAUUUACGGCUGUGGCACGUACAGGCUACUUUACAUGAGACCAGACGAAGUCAGAACUGGGACGACUUCGUUGCAAUCAUAGUGUAUUUCUUUCUCAGAUCUGCUGAGGUCACCCCUUUCACUAGACCGAACUAUUCAGAGUGGGAUGAAAGCAAACACAAAGCAUUUUCUGAAUUUUGAGUAAGGCUGAUAAUAACAAAUGCAGACAAGAUUAAUGGCAACAUUGACUGCGAAUUUCGAAAUAGCCGCAACUUAAAGCGAUUUUCGACAUGAGCCUCAAGUAAACAUGCUUUAUAAUCUUGGUAUUCGCCCUGCUAUUGGUAUCGCUCGCAUGUGAGAACUAUACGUAACUAACGUAAGUCAACAUGGGGGUUUUUUGUUUGGGUAAUGAAUAUAAUAACAUCAUGCGGGCAUAGUCUUGUUCCGACUCACUAGCCAGUGAGACCACCGUGGCGAUGUUUAACUACAUGACCUUCAGAUCUACCAAAUACAUCCUGUGUCAGCCUCAAAUCCUAAUACAUAAAUAUCCCCAUUGGGGUUACAAAAUUACUCGCAGUAUAGCUUAAUCAGAAGCUUACUAAAUCAUAUAAUGAACGUUUAAACUGUUCCUUUGACCUGUUCUCAUACUAUAUGACCUUCAUGUAAAUUGUUUACUUGCCUUACAAUAUUUACACGCUCAAAAAAUCCAACCUAGGCGAGUGAUAUCAAUAUAUGUCUGUAAACUAAAGACACUGUUGGCUUACCUUUGUAUGGUAUUUCUGUGGGAUUUGCAUCUGUCUCUAUCACAAGAAAUAUAGCUCCCACAAGCAUGUAAACACUUGGACUGCUGUUAAUCCAGGCAAGCAUUAUUGCGUUUUAUAAUAAUUGAAUCGACGAACCCUUGUAAAUAUAUAACUUCGAACGUUCUAAUUGCCUCUUAGAACACAAAAGAGUGCAACAUUCUCGAUCGUAUUAUUUGAAAUCCAGUUUCACAGUCUGCAGUUAGAUUACCGAACGGCGAUAAAACACAUCUGAUAUAUAAACAAUGAGGUAUACUGAUUGUUUUUGAAAGUGUGAUAUCGCUAUGAUAAGCAGCAUUCUUGCGUGGACGUCCUCGCGUGUAAAACUUCCGGCGCCAUCGGCUAUAAACGUGACUUUUUAUUUAGUGUAAUACAAGUUUGUGCCCUCUGGUUUUUUGUCUGUGUUUUUUAUAUUACAGUCUAUAUUUGCUUGUAUUUCUAUUCUGUUCAGGCCCGUAGCUGAGGGGGGAGGUGGGGGGCAAAAUUAAAAUUAUGCCCCCCCCCCCUUAUUCCACAUUUUUUGCCAUGAUAUACAGUGCUACAGCGACCGUAGAAGAUUAAUACUUGAGGCUCAUAGUCAUACUCAAUUUUUGUAUGAAAAUAGAUUGCUUGUGGCCUAAACUAAAUAACCUCAUAGGCGUAGAGUAUGGGGGGGCUUUGGAGCUCGAGCCCCUCCAGAAAUCUUACACCGGGGGCUUAGCCCCUGCAGACGUUUUGCAGAACUAAUAGCUGUUAAUGUUGUUAUUUUUUUGAGGGGGCUAAGUACCGAAAUUUGUUAUGAAAAAUUGAGAAAAAGUACCUGGAAAGCAAUUGCAACGUACUCGUCCGGAAAAUAUUUUUACCUAAAAAGUUGUCGACGGUGGGGGUGUCGAGUCAGAAUCAUCCCAACCCCUCUGUUACAUUCUUUCUGCAGUGCCCCUCCCCCCAGAAAUUGAGAGCCAGCUACGGGCUUGACUCUGUUUAAUUAAUAUAUCAUUAUUAUUAUUGAGUAUUUCUAGGUCAGUGAGUCUGGUUUCAAUGACGGGUAUAUCACUUAAUUGUGGUAAAAAUCAUGUUGAAUUUUAAUAGUCAUAGGAGUUUCUGUCACAGUACUUAUCAUUUACGCCGUUGUGAAAAAAUAUUUGAUUUAUAUGUUGCAAAAAAUUACUUGAUUAUGCUUAAUUUAACACAGCUCAAAUAUUAACAUCCUGAGACAACAUUAAUUUCAACAAAAUGCGAUGUUUAAUUUAAUGUCUUUAAUAUUUACAUAGCUUGGAAAUUUAAAGUUUAUAGGAGGGCUGAAAUUGCACUGUCUGGCAACGAAUUCAAGUCACUUGAGCGACAAAAAUGCUGCAAAAAAGUGCUACCAGUGCUAACUCCCCUACUAUGAAGGAAUAUUUCAUUAUUCAGCACAAUGAUCGUAAUGUUCGUCCGAGUUUGUUCAACUUUUAUGGAACGACCAAGAAUCUUCCUGCAGUUUUACUGUUUUACUCUGUCAUAAUUUUGGGGGGCUUAGCCCCUCACCUUUACUUCUGGGAGGGAUCGAUAUUGAGAUUUUUUCGGCAUUAAUUUGUCUGGGGACAAAAACACACUAAAGCCCGCGGUCGCUCUUGCAUACAGUUCCCCUGUCAGUCCUGUCAGGUUACCGGAUGCAGGGGUAGACUGACAGCCUUGGUCCGGAAUAAAAUUCGGCGCCAUUAAUUACAUCAGGGAGGGGACUUAAGCUUCGAGAACAUUCACUUACCAAGAUACGCCGACACUAUGAUUUUCCGUCGGAAAGUUAUUAUCAGUCAGAUUGAAUUCAAUGAGUCCCGGCCUCUCUCUCGUUGUACGAUGCUAAGCAAUAGAGACCAUACGAUGUAGGAGGGCAACGUAACGACGGAGGCUAUUCAAAUACAUUGAGAUUUAUAACAUUUAAGAACAAAAGUGAACAAUUAAUAUCCCACGGGAGUUUGAGACGUCAUCCACGGUCUGUUUACAACGGGAAACUACAGACUUUUACGUCUUGGAUAAAACGCCUGCAUUUCAAGACGCGAGAUUGCUGAAGGGAUACUCAGCAAAUUAGCUCAGCACUACAGUGGAACUUUCGCAACAAUAAAGCCACCAUUUUAAGCUAUCCAAACAGUUUUAAACUGAUACGAUCAAUAAUAGUCUACAAAUUUUCUUUACAAUCGUUUAUUUGAAUGAUUUUAGUUUCUGGCCGUUAUUUUUGCGUUGCCGUACUACAUCGUACUACUAAAGGCGCAGCCUCGUUCCCAGUGUCUUAAUUACUUUACAAAAAUUGCUCUGUGGCUGUUCUUAAAGUUUUUCACUCUGAAAUGCCCAACUACAACUGUCUUUAUAUGUACUAUUUAAAAAACGAACAGGAGUGUUUUAUUAGGUUUAAAGUCACGAGCGCCGCGCAGCGCGAGUGGCUUUCGACCUAAUAAAACACGACCUGCGAGUUUUUUAAAUGGCUUCAAAAACGUUUGCAUAAUAAGUCAAAUCUUUAUAUAAAAAUCUUUAUAUAAAAAUCUUUAUAUAAAAAUCUUUAUAUAAAAAUCUUUAUAUAGUUUGCAUAACAAUGGUCUUUUGUUAAAGUGUUCUUUAGCUGGUAUAAAGACGUGUGCACGUGACUAAUUUCUUACUCAAGAUUGGAUAAUUGCUUCAUGAAUUAUUAAUGAGUUUUUGAAUUAUAUUUAUGAUGUUAUAUUGGUUUUCUAAUUCCCAUUUUUGCGUCGUUCAUUCCGAGGUCCCAGUUGUAGUGUUUUGACAUUUGAAGUUUAAGGAAGCAAGAAACUAAAAGUGGAAACAUCAUUUAAGUGAUUGCAAAGCAUCACGGGAGUUGUAUUGCAUGUGGACCGUAAUUGGGCUAUGUAGUUUUGUGUUUAAAAAGUAAAAAGAAAAGCAAUAAAAUAAGGCAAUCGAGCGGUAAACUAGGUGGAAUAGUACAUUGGCGACGAGGAUGGUGAUUUUUUCUGUGUCGGUGAGGAGUUUCCUGUUAUUUUGUGUACGUUUGGUGUGAUUCUUUCGAAAGGAUAUGUCGGACAACGAAGCCGUCGAAGGGCCAGGAGCUAGUGCUAGUCAACAAAGUUCUAGCCAAGAAUCGGCUCAAUUUAAGGCAACUGAAAUUAAUGGUCUUCCUUGCUUUAACCCCAGGGAUGACCCGAAUAUAUGUACUAAAACUGUCUGUACCAGUGUGGGUAGUACCAAUGUAGAAAUGCUGUGCUGAGUGGUUUAUAGAAGGCCAUUCGUCAAGAGUUAGGAGCAGGGCCUUGACGACAAGAGUUAGUAGCAGGGUCUUGACGAAGGGCCUUCGCUCGAAACGUCGAGUUUCUGCUUAUUUUUUAAGCUAGUACCAUGACCCGAAUACUCUGUCUAUUCGUUGGAAACGUUGGAAGCGAUCAUUUAACUUAUAUUUACGGGCAAAAGGGAUCACAAUGGACUCGCAAAAGGUAGCACUGCUGUUGCAUACUGGUGGCGCUGAUUUUCAAGAAUUAUAUUACACAUUGGUACCUGAGAAUGAGGGAAAGGGCUUGAAGGAAAAUUUUGAAGUGUUGGAUAAUUAUUUUGUGCCAAAAGUGAACGUUCCUUUCGAGAGACACUUGUUUAGGCAAAUGUGUCAAGUUGCAGGGGAGACAGUGGAUCAAUUUGUUUGUCGGUUGAGAAAGAAAGCUCUCACAUACGAGUUUGCAGAUGUUGACGAGACAAUAAGAGACCAGCUUAUUGAAAAAUGUAGAAAUGUUAAACUUCGUCGGACGUUUUUGGAGAAAAUCAAUGUAAGUUUGAAAAAUUUGCAGGAUAUUGCAAGAGCACAUGAAGCGGUUGAAAUUCAGAUGAGAUCUUUGGAGCAGUCUGAUUCACAACAAUCAGAGGACGGUCAAGUAAAUGCAGUCGGUCAGUUUGGCAAGAAAAACCAGAGAGGAAACAAAGAUGGUGUUCAUGGAAACAACACAAGUGGUCGAUAUGGUAGGGGAACAUUGGUCAAAAAACUGGAACUGAUCAAAGGUCCUUCAAGUGUAACCGUGGGUGUCAUUUUGCUCGGGAUACUAUCUGCCCAGCUAGAGAUCAGAGGUGCAAUGAAUGUGGAAUUCAUGGGCAUUUUUCUGCGUGCUGCAGGAAAAAUAAUAGUAAGAUACCACAAGGACGGAAUCAAGAAGAAGAUGAGAGCAGAAAGAAGAAAGUGUAUCAGGUAGAUGAUGAAAAGAAUCCAAGAACCAUGGAAGACUAUGCAUUUGUUGUAGGAGAAAACAGAACAGGUUGGGGAGAUUACUCUUAUGAUUGGUAGAGUCCAGCUGGAUGGCGUACUUAUUGACUCUGGUGCUUCAUGUAAUUUGGUUGAUUAUGAAACGUGGAGUAAUUUGAAGAAGAAGAAUAUUGAUUGCCAGUCAACAAAGUCUGAGAAGAAGCUGUUUGCUUAUGGCCAGAAAGAACCUACUGAAGUUGCUGGGACAUUUGUUGCUGAAAUUGUAUGCAAGGCUAGUGGUGCGAAAUCCAUAGAGUAGUUCACAGUAAUAAAGGUAGCCUGCGUAGCCGGCGUUUAGCUGACGGGCGGGAACUGAGGGAACGCCUGCCCAAAUGGCAAUGACAAAUUUGUUUUCGCCCAUUAAGGAUGAUUGACGUUUUGUAAUUAGCACCUUCACCCCAUUAUCCAAUCAUACUCGAGAUUUAUAUUUAGCAUCAUGCAUGCUUUUUGCUCGGCAACUGCGGAGACUUGGCAGAGAUUUUAUGCACUAUUUAAAACACGAGCAGGAGUGUUUUAUCAGAUAUAUUAAAAGAUGGUCUGAUUAAACACGCACUGCAAAUGUUUUAAAUUGCUUCAAAAACGAUCGAUCUAGUAUACGUUCAUUGGCGAAGUAGCUUUCAAAAAAUUCGGUGUGUAUAUGUAGAGAAAAUCAUUAAAAUUUAUGUAAAUCAAGGACAAGGGAAUCUCUAUCACAUAUCAAGGAUACGACACGUUUAUGAUUUUUCUUUGUGUUUUCCUCAUGAAUUAUUAAUGAGUUUUUGAAGCUAUUUUAGACAACAGUCAGUCACAACGUGCACAGAGCUUUUAACGUAUUCUGCCGUAUUGCAAAUAUAACAUUUCACAUUUGAGCAUGUUUUGAAAUGUUAUUCUUAAAAUCAUCAUCCAACCUCAUAGCUGCAAUGCCAAGUGAUAUAGCCUCAACUAUCUGGUCUUGAAUUAUACUUUAAAGUGAACAAAUAACAAGACAACUAUAUUAAUUAAAGAAAUAUUCAGGAUAUAUUUAAAAUCACUAUGUAUAAUUGAAAGAUCAAACUUUUCCGUAUUCCUUAGGAAGAAUCGCGAUAACCGGCGUCUUCACCACGUAGCAAAUUAAUAAUAUACUUUCUCUGUUCUGGUUCAACUGAAUUUCGAAGCCUAAAUACUUGACAUAUAAGAAAGUUUCCUCGAAAGCAUUAACAGGCGGCAUAUUUUUGAUACGCGACUAUUAACGCGUCAACGCAAGCAAAAUUAUUGUUGACAUUUGAGUUACGUAAUUACUUCCGUUAACGAGAUUAACCAAUGGGAAGCUUUUCCGAAGAUUCUUCGGAGAAGAACAAAUUAAUCAUAGGCAUUUGGGCAGGCGUUCAUUUAACGAUGCCUUUUCUUCUCCCGCCCGCACUAAACGCCUGCUACGCAGGCUAUAAUAAAGGGCGCCGGGAAACCUUUGCUUGGAAAGAGUACUGCGGAGAAGCUUAAAGUGUUGCAUGUUGGUCCUUUUUAUGGUGCUCAAGUUUGUUCAACUGCAAUGGAAGGAAGUGAUACGGAUAUUCGUAAGGAGUAUGCAGAUACAUUUGUUGGAGUUGGAAAGCUGAAAAAUUAUCAAUUGAAACUGCACAUCAACAAGGAUGUAAAACCAGUGGCACAAGGGGUUCGAAGGCUUCCAUUUGGUUUGCGAGGUAAAGUGGAUGAAAAAUUGGAUGACUUGCUGGCGAAAGAUAUCAUCGAGGAAGUACCGAACAGUCCAACAGAGUGGGUCUCACCUUUGGUGGUGGUGGUGCCAAAACCGGACGGUGAUGUGAAGGUAUGUAUCGAUAUGCGUAAGGCGAAUGAGGCGAUAGCGCGGGAAAGACACCCCAGCCAUUCCAACAAUUGAGGAAAUUUUGUAUGACCCUCAAUGGUGCAACCAUUUUCAGCAAGCUUGAUUUGAAAUGGGGGUUUCACCAGAUUGAGCUAGAGGAACAAUCUCGUGAUAUUACGACCUUUGUAACCCAUCGGGGGUUAUACAGGUACAAGCGGCUGAUGUUUGGCAUAACAUCUGCCCCCGAGAAGUACCAGAAGAUUAUAUCUGACGUCAUACAGGGUUGUAAUGGAGUAGCUAAUAUUGCUGAUGAUUUGAUUGUUUACGGAUGUGACCUUCAGGAGCAUGAUAGGAAUUUGCAUGCGGUCCUCCAACGUUUAAGAGAUAGCGGCAUGACCCUGAAUGGUGAUAAGUGCCAGUUCAGACUCCCUAAAUUGACAUUUUUCGGACAUGAAUUAAGCAACCAGGGGGUAACACCAAGCGAGGAAAAGAUUGCAGCGGUUGUGAAUGCGAGAGCACCAAGGAACACUUCUGAAGUUCGAUCGUUUGUUCAGCUUGUACAAUAUUCAUCCAAGUUUAUACCUAAUUUUUCCCAAGAAGCCGAACCGUUACGCAAGCUGCUGCGAAAGGAACACUCUUUUGUUUGAGGAAUUGAACAACAGAAAGCAUUCGAGAAGCUUAAGCAGCUCAUGUCAACAAGUAAAGCCCUUGCUUAUUUUUGGAACGAGUGUAAAACCAGGAUUGUAGCUGAUGCGGGUCCAGAAGGUUUGGGCGCAGUAUUACUGCAGCUGCUUGGGGAAGAGUGGAGAGCGGUUUCGUAUGCGUCAAGGAAUCUGACCGAAGUGGAGAGACGCUAUGCCCAGACUGAAAAAGAGGCAUUGGCUCUUGUCUGGGCAUGCGAAAGAUUCAACCUUUAUGUGUACGGUCGUGAAUUUGAAUUGGAAACAGACCAUAAACCGUUACAAUGCAUUUUUGGGAAGUCGUCGAAGCCAUCAGCAAGGAUUGAGCGUUGGGUCCUCCGUUUACAGUGCCAUCAUUAUAACGUUGUCUACCGCCCUGGUAACACGAAUAUCGCAGACGCGUUGUCGAGGCUGAAUCAACCAAAGCCUAAGGAUCUUAGUAGAGAAACGGAGGAGGUGAUACGGCUUGUGGUACAAGAAAGAACACCGGUAGCCUUGACACCAAGAGAAAUCGAAAGAAAGUCGGAUAAAGAUCCGGAAUUGUCAAGUGUACGUCACUAUAUUGAAACGGGCGACUGGUCACAUUGUAAGAUGCCAAGUUAUCUUUGUGUAAAGAAUGAACUGUGUGUGAUUGGAAAGCUCUUGCUUCGCGGAGACAGAAUUGUAAUACCUCAAAGUCUACGAGAAAAAGUCCUAAAGUCCGCCCAUGAGGGGCAACAGGGCAUCGUAAAAACAAAAGGUCUUUUGAGAACAAAGGUAUGGUGGCCAAACAAAAUUAGAUGCUGAUGCUGAGAAAAUGUGCAAAUCGUGUCGUGGAUGCCAAGUUGCGGGGCAAUUCAGUGUUAGAACCUAUGAUGAGAACCGAACCACCUAUGAGGCCUUGGCAAGACAUUGCGAUAGACCUGAUGGGUCCGAUACCCACAGGAGAAAGUUUGUUAGUAACGGUGGAUUACUAUAGUAGGUUCUAUGAAGUCGUUGUUAUGCGCUCAGAAACAACUCAAAGGGUGAUUGCUGCCCUGUCUGAUAUCUUUGCGAGAUUUGGUUUUCCACAUUCUCUAGAGUCGGAUAAUUGUCCUCAAUUUGUGUCUGAAGAAUUUCGAAGAUACCUGCGGGAAAAUGGAAUAGAACAUAGAAAAUCCCCACCACUAUGGCCUCUGGCAAAUGGAGAAGUGGAGCGGCAAAAUGGAACACUUUUGAAAACCUUGAAAGUAGCAAAAGCAGAAGGAAAGAAGUGGCAAGAAGAAUUACCAAAAUUCCUCUUAGCAUAUCGCAGCACACCACAGGUUAACACUGGAGCUACACCAGCAUAUUUGAUGUUCGGGAGAGAAUUGAAGACGAAACUUCCUGAGUUAAGGCGCCAAGACAGCAUCCUAAAUCAAGCAAUAAAAGAGCAUGAUUGGAGCCAGAAACUGAACCAGAAAGCUUACGCUGAUUACAAGAACAAAGCCUCUACUAAUCCAGUAGCGCCUGGUGAUCAAGUUUUGUUAAAGAAUACUAAAACAACCGAAAAGUUGGCUCCUAAUUACGAGAACGAGCCAUAUACAGUGGUGACAAAAGAGGGACAUCAACUUAUGCUUCAAUCAAAGGAUGGAGAAGUAUACCGAACGGACAGUUCAUUUGUGAAACCGUCUUGGAUUUUUCCAAGUGCUAGUGCCGGAGCAAAUUAGUGUUGAUUUAAGUAAAAAACCUGACACUGUCACAGAAUAUGGCAGACCUAAACGUGUCAUUAGGCUACCCAAUAAACUGAAAGAUUAUAUCGUGGAGAAGACGACAAAAUAAACUCUGUACACUACAGUAGGUCGUGUAGACGAUUUUUGGUAUUACAGCACAAUGAACAGGAAUAAUAUCUGUUAUGGAUCUAACAUUGACAUUGUUUACUUUGAACUUUUAAAAUUUGAACAUUUAAUGAUUUAUAUUUAGGAAGCAAGCAACUAAAAGUAGAAACAUCAUAUAAGUGAUUGCAAAGCAUCACGGGAGUUGUAUUGUAUGUGGACUAUACAUAAUUGGGCUAUGUAGUUUUGUGUUUAAAAAGUAAAAAGAAAAGCAAUAAAAUAAGGCAAUCGAGCGGUAAACGAGGUGGAAUAGUACACCAGUAACAGCCAGAUCCCAUUUUCCCAGUCCAGAAAUAUAUAGGCAAAUCCCACUUCACCCAUCAGGACCCUCUAUAUUAGACCGCAAUUGUAUUAGAAAUAUCUUGCUGAGAUCGCUUGGUUUUCAAAAGGUCAAUUGUAUGAACAAUGUUUUGCAUUAAAAAUUUACUUUAAAUUAUAAAGUAUAAUUUACUUAGUUUCCUUUAUGUAUUUUUAUGUAUUUGGGGGUGGUUUUACUUAGUUUGGUAUAAUUAUAUAAAAACAUCAUGAGAAUAAUGGCAAAGCGGGAUCAUAUAAACAGCCCCUUAUUCAGGAAAUUGUGCAUGGUGGCUUUGAUCUCUUGAGGUCAGGCAGCACUUUCCUUGCGAUAGUAACUUCUAGUAUUGAAAUAUCUUGCUGAGAUCGCUAGGAGCCUAGGUUCAGUUUUGACAAAUGUCAGUUGUUGUAUAAUAUACGAUGUUUCUCAUUUUAAUGAAAAUGACGUAAAUGCACGUUGCCAGAACGGAAGUUCACCCCAGCAGACUUGACCUAUUUGAAAUUCCUGAUGUCACGAAUACAACGAAUAUUUACCACGUUUUUCUUUCAUUUUCCUAUAUUUUUCUCAUUCAAGUAGCUAUAUUGAUAUUCAAAAUGGUUUCAUUGUCUUUUAAUUGAACUUGCCUGUGCCACGGUAUAAUAUUCGAGGUAUAAAUGUCUUUGUUUUUGGUUUUUCACUUCCGUAACUGAUCAAGAAAUUGCCGUCACAAAAACAACUGUUCAGUGAUAAUUGAAAUUUGUGACGCCGGUAUUUCAUGAUCACCGUCGUCAAAUCCGAGCAUAUGCUCAGUGAAGUCUGUGAAAAUGACCAACAAUAUUUAGAUAUAUAGAGUGGCAUGGUUGUAUUCUUAUGUUUCCUGACUAAAAUGUUCAGCUGUAUUUAUACUGCUUAACGUGGAAAUAUUUUGGAUUUAGUGAUUUUAUAAUUUUCAGCAAGGUUUAGACGCUAUCUGCAUGUGGAAACGAUCAUGCGUCAUCAUUAGUUUCCUAUCCAAUGUUGUUAGGCCCAUGGCUGCAGUGAAUGACAUCCUGUGACGUUUAUACUAGUAUCGUUGCCUCAUCAUAAUUAUGGCACACGUCUGUUCAGGGACGUAGGCACUUAGCGACUUGGGGGUGCGGGGGUGUAACACCCACGCACCCCCAACUGUGAAAGUCAGGUAAAAUUGAAGUUUAAUUAAAUUUUGACAUUUUCAAGUAAACUUUGCGUAAUAAGCUCGUUAUUAAUUUUUGUGAAAUGAUAAUCAUUUUCGUAAAAUACAGUCAAUUUAGAUCCUAUUCGUUUGCGAAUUUGCUUUAGAAAACGCAAGAAAUGCAGUCCUGGAGCUUCAAAAAUGUAAACAUUUUCUGGGGAGUGAAACUAGUAUGACAGUACAGUGCCAAAUCAGUCAGGAAAAGCUCUGAUAAUUAUUACACUACAAGUAAAUUUUUAGCAUUGAAGUUCAAAUUUCAG